Oreochromis aureus is the source of this 1158-nucleotide messenger RNA. RefSeq names its product deleted in malignant brain tumors 1 protein-like. Lineage: Eukaryota; Metazoa; Chordata; Actinopteri; Cichliformes; Cichlidae. The coding region runs from base 1 to 1158 and encodes 385 amino acids. The record is from RefSeq and is a predicted model, not a curated record. Gene Ontology annotation, cellular component: membrane. The transcript has 5 exons.
AUGGCAAACUGCAAAUAUAAACAGAAACACAAUGAGACAGCACAGAUUUGGCUUGAUAACGUGACCUGUUCAGGAAGUGAAAGUUCUCUAACUGAGUGUCAACACAGUGUAUUUGGAUCAAACAAAUGUGAACAUGGUCAGGAUGCUGCUGUCAUCUGUUCAGAUCUGAUUAGAUUAGCUGGUUCUGGAUCAUCUCGAUGCUCUGGCAGAGUUGAAGUUUAUCAUGAUAAUGUCUGGGGAACAGUUUCUGAUUAUUACUGGGACUUAAACGAUGCUGAGGUAGUUUGCAGACAGUUAAACUGUGGGUCAGCAUUAGAAGCUACUCUAUCAUCUAAAUUUGGUGCAGGAACUGGACAGGUCUGGCUCAGUUAUGUUACCUGUUCAGGAAAUGAAAGUUCUCUAACUGAAUGUCAACACACUGGAUGGGGAAACUACUACUACUACUACUACAGUUUACAUUCUUAUGAUGUUGGUGUCAUGUGUUCAGGUGUGAUCAGAUUAACUGGAUCUGGAUCAACUCGAUGUUCUGGCAGAGUUGAAGUUUAUCACAAUAACAGCUGGGGAACAGUCUGUGAUGAUGGCUGGGACUUAAAUGAUGCUGAGGUGGUUUGCAGACAGAUAAACUGUGGGUCGGCACUGGAAGUUCCUCAAUCCGCUCACUUUGGUGCAGGAACUGGACAGAUUUGGCUCAGUGAUGUGACCUGUUCAGGAAAUGAAAGUUCUCUAACUGAGUGUCAACACAGUGGAUUUGGAUCAAACAGAUGUGAACAUGGUCAGGAUGCUGCUGUCAUCUGUUCAGAUCUGAUCAGGUUAGCUGGUUCUGGAUCGAGCCGAUGUUCUGGCAGAGUUGAAAUCUUUCACAAUAACGUCUGGGGAACAGUCUCUGAUUAUAAAUGGGACUUAAAUGAUGCUGAGGUGGUUUGCAGACAGUUAAAUUGUGGGUCUGCACUACGAGCUCCUCGAUCAGCUUACUUUGGUGCAGGAACUGGACCGAUUUGGCUCAGUGGUGUGAGCUGUUCAGGAAAUGAAAGUUCUCUAACUGAAUGUCAAAACUCUGGAUGGGGAAACUACUACUACUACUACUACAACAACAACUACUACUACAAUGGACAUUAUUCUGAUGCUGGUGUCAUCUGUUCAGGUGACAUCACUUUUUGA